Molecule: messenger RNA, 669 nt
Organism: Penicillium egyptiacum
Lineage: Eukaryota; Fungi; Ascomycota; Eurotiomycetes; Eurotiales; Aspergillaceae
Source: the annotation of a GenBank genome assembly
AUGAAAAACUUAGAGCUCAUGUUGCCCUUGCUUGAUUAUAUCCAUAGACAUAUCGGAACAACAUUUCUCCACCCAGACGUCGUCAUUGGACUCCAGCUCUCACCAGCAACAACCCCCAACCAAGACGCCAUCCCCCACAUCCCGAAAAUGGACAGCCCAAGCAAUCGACUCUUCCGCUUCUCCAAGCCAGAGUGGCUGAACAACUCUGCUGUCCGCAAUGGCGGCGUCUACGUCGCAGGCGCCCUGUUCGCAGCAGGCUUCUUCUUCCUAAUUGACGUCGCCUCAUUCUCGCGCAGCCCGCGCAACGGCUCAGACGUGCAUAUCAAAUUCAUCGACUGGAUCCCCGGUAUCUGCUCUGCGCUGGGAAUGCUGGUUAUCAACUCUAUUGAGAAGAGCCGGCUGCAGGCUGAUAGCUUUAGUUACAGCGGAAGUGGGGUUGCGUGGAAGGCGAGAUUUGUGCUGUUUUUGGGCUUUGCCUUGCUUGCUGGUGGCUUAGCUGGGAGUGUGACGGUUAUGGUCCUCAAGUACCUCAUCAAGGAUUAUCCCAUCCAAACGCUUUACUUUGGAAUUGCGAAUAUUGUGGCGAAUGGUCUGGUUAUGCUCAGCUCUAUCGUCCUCUGGGUCUCUCAGAACAUCGAAGAUGACUACACCUACAAUCUGGCACUGUGA